AUGAGUGGCCUGAGGGAACCCAGCCCAGGGACUACGCUGCACACUGUCACUCUAGAGGCCCUGCCCGCUACUCCAGCCCCAGACUCUCUGGAUCCAGCUGGGCUGCUGAAUAUUUCUGCCUGCAGUGACCUCCCCACUACCCACAUGGAGAAAUCCCACUGGCUGUCCUUCAGGAACAACAGCAAGGGCUCCUCUCCUUCAGAGCCCAGCAGCGGGAAGGGAGAUGGGCUCCGGGUGCUCUCGCCCAUCCAGGGGGAGGUGUCGGCGCACGGAGGGCCCCACACCCAGCCGCAGCCCCCGGCCCACCCAGCGGCCGGCCCACGCCCGCCUUUGUUCCAGGGGACCGCGCAGUGCCUGGGGCUCCCGGAACCCGGAGUCCCGGGUCGUGCUCCAGAGGUUUGGGGCCCGGGCUUGGGGACUUGGGGUCCCGAGGCUCGAAGCCAAGAGUCCGGGGCCGCGGACGUGGGGUCCGGGCUCAGUACUCACGGCGUCCACGCGGCGGGCACCGCCGGCUUCCGGGGGGCGGCCAGCCCUCGUCUCCCCUGCGCGCAGCGACACGGCCCCGGGCCGGGGACCCCGGCAGCCGCCUCGUCCCGGGCGCCCGCCUCCCGCCGGCCCCAGCUCCGCGGCCGGGACCCUGCGCCCGCCAUGCCCGCCGCGCCCCAGGCCCAGGCGGCCGCCGGCUCCUCCCCUCGCAGACGGGGGCGGGUCUGCGGGCAGUUCUUCCUCACCUCCAAUGGGCCCGAUGAGGCUCAUGGCAGAGCCAGCAUAGUGCAGGGUGCCUGUGUCCAGGUCAGUCCGCGCGCCGGGGCUGACCGCCCGGCUCCCGCCCCACGGCAGGACCCGCCCCGAGACCCGGCCAGCCCGGGGGACGCGACCGCACCCCGCCCGCCAGGGCCCGCCGGCGAGACGCGCGCUGUGCCUUACCGCCGAGUUCUCCUCCCGCCCGGCGACUACGUCCGGGUAGCGCUCGGCCGGCAGCCGGCGCCGCAGCUCCGGCCCGCUGCCAGCCGCUCCGCCCGCCGGCCCCGCCGCCCUGCCCUGCAGGCUCCGCCUCCCGGGCGUAAACCCCGCCCAGGCCCCGCCUGGAAGCCAGGCCCCGCCCCACUCCUCUCGGGCGCCCCGCCCCCUGGCCUCUGGGCCCAGUCCUUGACGACACGGCGGCUGAGCUAG
Marmota flaviventris (yellow-bellied marmot) is the source of this 1173-nucleotide messenger RNA. The record is from RefSeq and is a predicted model, not a curated record. NCBI's taxonomy places the organism in Eukaryota, Metazoa, Chordata, Mammalia, Rodentia, Sciuridae.